GGUGUUUAGUCGCGUCUGUGCACGCUUAUCGGGUGUUUGUUUCAUACUUCGUGCUACACUGACGUAGUUGGAAAACGCAUUAACACGAUAAAAGGAAAACGCGCCAUUAUCGGCCGCCAUCGAAAUUAUCAGAUUGAUAAAAUUGAAGACGAAAUAAUUCAACACACGAAUGAACAAUGGACAAGAUGACGGACGGUAGUGAAAACAAUCGAAAAAUGAAAUUCAAUAAAACGGAGUCGGAAUACAAUAUGAAAUCUAUAAGGUUUCUAUUGCUUACUAUCACCACCAUGUUUAUUUUAAUUUCUGGUCUCAUGAUCAUCCUUGGGAUAUCGGUGUACACGCACUAUCACAACUUCUCGUUCUUCCUCGAAAGCGCAAAGAGCGGCAGAUUCCUUACACCAUCCAUCCUUGUCGCUCUUCUGGGCCUGGCGCUAUUCGUUGUCACACUCUUCGGUUUCUUCGGUAGUUUCAAGCAGAGCACGUGCAUGGUUAACUUGUAUGCCUUCUUUUUGACGUUAAUCUUGAUUGUAAAGUUAGUGCUGGUCAUUCUAACGUUCACGAUGGGCCCUGAAAUGAUCAUGAGCUACAUAAGCGUGCCAGUGAGAGAGUACGCAUACGAUCCAGAAAUAGAGGCUGAAAUUGAUGGCUUACAAGUUUCGCUGAAUUGUUGCGGCAGUAACUCCUACUUGGACUACAUCGGUAUGGAAUUUACAAGCAAUCAUUCUACGGUCGUGGUGUCGAAUGUGAUCGACGGUGACCAGAUAACGGUGGUCCUUCCACGUUCCUGUUGUGUAUCAGCCUCAGAGAUCUACUGCACUCGGCUGCGAAUCACCAGCUGUAAAGAUGCUCUAGCUGAUAUGCUGCUACAGAACUCGAGUGUCCUAGGAGUUCUUGGUGUUUCUGUUAUGUUUACGCAGCUGUUAGGUAUAAUAUUUGCGUUGCUACUGGCGCGUUGCAUUCGUAAGAUGAAAAGUGAGAAAGCCCUCAUCACGUGGAUGAUGAAGGAACAAAUGAUCCUCGCCAGGCAAGCCAGCGAGAACAAGGAAGAUUCUGUGUACAUAGCCAAGCCUGAUUCUAGCACUGCUUAGGGUUGCCAUAUUUUAUUGUACAUUGAUAGUGUUGCCAUUUCCUAGUAUUUCAAAUGCACAAAUUUUAAAUUGCAGAUUGCAAAUGUUUUAAUAUGGUAAACACAUUAUAAAUAUUUUUUUGUAAUGUUUUAGCUGUGACAAAAUUUAAUUUCAUUAUUCACUAAAAAUAGACUAUUACUAAGUAUGCCUUAAAUG
Papilio polytes (common Mormon) is the source of this 1283-nucleotide messenger RNA. RefSeq names its product tetraspanin-15-like. The record is from RefSeq and is a predicted model, not a curated record. NCBI's taxonomy places the organism in Eukaryota, Metazoa, Arthropoda, Insecta, Lepidoptera, Papilionidae. Bases 177 to 1088 code for a protein of 303 amino acids. Gene Ontology annotation, cellular component: membrane. The transcript is spliced from 5 exons.